Anthonomus grandis grandis is the source of this 3642-nucleotide messenger RNA. RefSeq names its product ecotropic viral integration site 5 ortholog-like. The coding region runs from base 110 to 1267 and encodes 385 amino acids. Lineage: Eukaryota; Metazoa; Arthropoda; Insecta; Coleoptera; Curculionidae. The transcript is spliced from 9 exons. The record is from RefSeq and is a predicted model, not a curated record.
CGUUAUCAGUAAGGUGACGCAGCUGAUUAUUUUUUGUUUAUCAAAAAUUGCUUAUUAAAAGGUGUUCAGUUAUUUUUGUGCAUACAUUGAGGUAAUUUAUUCCAAAAUAAUGCUUAAGUUUGCUGAGAACGCUUAUUUGUCCAUAUUAGAGCAAAAGCAAGAAGAGAAAGAGGAACUAGAGAAUGCGCGUAAAAUGCAAGAGGAACUAAAAAACCGACUAAAAAGACUUGAGGAAGAGAACAAAAAUCUUAAAGAAAAAUGUAUGGAAAAUGAAAUUGGAAUACUUGACAAGAAGAAUGAACUUAACACAUUAUUGGAAACGCUUCAAAAAGAACGAAGAGCCACAUUAGAAGAAUACCAAAGACUACAAAUUUGUAAAGAGCAAAUAGAUUCCUUAAACGCAUAUAUAGAUGAACUUAAACCCAUAAAAGAACAACUUAACUUUAAGAAAAGUGUUACAGAGUGUUUGCACGACCUUCUAAUCAAAACAAAAUUACGAAUUGCUGAAAGUGAUGAAGUCUUGCAGGAGCUUCAUGAAUAUUUUACACAGCUUGAUUAUGACAUAGAGAAAACCAGAGAAGUUCACAAAAGAGGUUUAGGGCAUUGGCAAGAUGAAUUUUUAGCAGCCAGAUUAAGAGAAGCCGAUAUAAUUUUAGAAUUUGACAAAUUAAAAAGGGAGGUGGCAAUAUUAAAAAGUGAGUUACAAGAAAAGAAAGUGAUCAGAGAUGCCAAGGAUUUACAUAAACGACGAGGAAAAAAUGCACCCUCCAAAGAUCUGUCAGGAAAAAAUGAUAAAUUUAUUGAAGCGAUAUUACAAGAAGAAGAAGCUGUUAUUGCUAAUACAGUGGAAUUGCAAAAUGAAGUAGACUUUUUAAGACAUCAGCUAAAGAAAUUAGAAGACCAAAAACAAGACUGCACGAACAAAAUUCGGUCCAACGAAGAUGUAAAAAUGAACCUAAAUCAAAUAAGACGAAGCAUUUGGCUGCGAGAAUUUCAAACAAGACAAAAAAUUGACAAUUUAAAGGAGAAAUAUCAUAAACUAUCAAAGAAAAAGUCUGAAGAGCUUGAGAAAAUCAAAAGAAACAUUGAAGAAAAAGACCUGGCUAUAAAAGAAAUGGAACAAAAAAUAAAUUAUAUGCAAAAACAGAAUAACUGUGAAGAAGAAGAGCAGAAGUCGCUUUCUGAAAAAGACCUCGUUGAACAAUUAGAAGAAGAAAAAGAUAACUUAGAAAAAGAAAUUCUUCAGCUAAAGGAAGAAGAAAUGUAACAGCUGAAAGUUUUAUCAAAUUAACUGUAUUUUAUUAUGACAUUUUUCCAAUUUAUAAUUUUACAAAGGGAGAGUAUUGCUAUCACAGAAACGGCUAUAAUUAAAAAUUCGGUUAAAUUAUAUUUAGUGCUUUUGGCCACCAUCCAACAUUGCAAAUUUUAAAUUUAUGUUAGAUGAAUGAUAAAUUGUUUGAUAAAAGUGCCAAAAUGAGAUUUAUAAAAAUAUAAGGCUUUAUUAUUUUUAAUUUAUUAAGACUUGAUAUACACACGUCGCCAAAAUUCUUGGACUCCCCCUCCCCCUCAUUUUUUAGAAACCGUUCAGCUUUUUUUUACAUCGUUAGUACGCUUUCUUUAUUUGUUAAGUUAUGAAUAAAAAGAAGUGCAUUUUGGUGUUCUAACGAUUUUAUACAUAGGGAAAAAAAUAUUUAAAAAAAAAUAUGCACAGAAUUAUUAACAUUUGUUUUACAUAUUGUUUUAUAAUGUUACAUCAAAAAAGGUAUUAAUGUUUUUAGAAAUUGACACGUCUAUGCAUAGAAACAAUAAGCAUAUUAAAGAUUUCUUAGGGGAUAUUGUUUCAUUCCUCUUGAGCUGCAGUUACCUCUAACCUCCUCAAACGUCAAAGGUGUCCACACAAACACUUAAAAGUCUAGCUAAUAACUAAGACAUCUUGAUCUUGAGAACUAAACUAAACAGAACUAAAAAGUUAUAAUGUUUGUUAGAACCUAAAGCCUUCGUCAAAAUGUCAGCAGGCAUAUCUUCUGUCUUUAAAUACUCAAGGCUGAUUAAUUCAUUCUGCACAACUUCCUUAACAAAAUGGUGACGGACAUCGAUAUGCUUUGUCCUCUCAUGGAAUACUGGAUUUGACGAUAGCUUUAAGGCACUUUGACUAUCGCUAAACACCAUGACAGGCUCGAAAGAAUUUCAAAGGGUAACUAAAAUUGUUUCGGUCAUCCUCCACUAAAUUUAUUUGAAAAAUCAUCUAUCCUACAUGUUUUGGACAUAUAAGAUGUCCAUCAUCAGGGAUCUAUAAAGAACCGAGGAAACUUAUAAGCUAAAGAUUGAAAGUGUUGAAAUAAAAAGGUAUCAAAAGUAAUUUACAUACAAUGAGGGUUUUCGUCACAACAUAUAAAAAGCUAUAUUGCUUCUGGCAAGAUCAAAGGUUAAAAUUACCAACAAUAAAUAAAAAGGGCAUCGACAAUAUCUAUCUAUUUAAAUAGAUAACAUCAUAAUAAGGUAUACACUUAAAACUCUAAUUACUACCCUGCCCUUACGACUGCCUUAGGAAAACAAUUUUCGGUAACGACAGCUAUACUGAAACUAUCGUCCGUAUACUGCCUCGCGCAAAUCGUUCCACGCCACUAUUUUUGCCUGCGAACCCAUAAUCCCAAUGUUGCGUUUGAAAUUCCAUACUUGACCCUUUUCUUUCUUUAUCUAUGUUGAAACCAUUUUUCUUCUUUGUUACAUAAAAUAUUUCAUAUUUCUUCUCAUUAGUUAAGAAACUUAGAAACGGUCUUAUAAAAAAAAUCAAACUACCUUUUUCUUUGACAGGUAUAAGAUUUAAGUAUUUUACAUUUUCCACAACUUAUUUCAGGUUUAGCGCAAUUUUUUACAAUAUGUGGCCCCUUACAAUUAUAAUACAAUACAGAUUUAUUUUUAUUAUCAAUAACUUUUAACUUAAAAUAAUUUAACUGCUUUUCAACUUGAGUUUUUGUUUAAUUUAAUCCUUUCGACGUACUAGAGGACGAAUUUUUAUAAUAAUUAUUAUUAUUAACAUUUUUGGGUGGAUGCGUAGUUUUAAUGCUAUCCAAACAGUUACCUAAGGGAUCUACAGACUGAAAAUUUGCAAACUAUAUUCUCGUUAUUUAUGCCUUCUACAAUAUAAUCAAUAAUGUCUGUAUCGCUAAUAUUUAAAUUUAAUCUUCUUAAUUUUGAAUAUUUCUCGAAACAGUAAUCGCUGAACUUCACUUUCUAGCAUUACCACGUAGUCUACUAGUUGGCAAUUUAACAGUUAAUUGUUCACUCCAUCCGUAUAUAGAGCGCAACUGGUCAACCUUAUUAACCCACUCUAUACAGUGUUUAUUAUUAGGAUUAAGCUCAGUUGCUUGCGACGUCUUGUACCCCUUGAGCUGUCUAAUGUUGACGAACUUGAGCUGGAUUCCUCAGAGCUGGAAGAGCUCCGCCUUUUGCGGUUUUUCGUCUUUCCCAUGGUUUCAACGAAUGACGGAGCGGCGGUUGCAUUUGAAUUACAUCUGAUUUGUCAAAGGAAAAUUAUUAGACACGGGAAUACUUUCACCGGUUUAAUUAUCCUUAAAGUAAUAUCAAUAAAGUAAUAAUACACUAAUAUACUAAAUAUAAUAAUAAUAAUAAUAAUAAUAA